AGAAUUAAAAUAUCACGGACUCUAGGCAGCAUUGUAGGACAUAUCAUACAUGUAUAGGCCUUUGUUCACGAAAUAACAUUGGCUUACAACUUUACUACAUCUAACGUCCCCGGUAUUUCACCGCCGAUAGCUUCACAAUGGCCGCCAUCAAAAAAUUUCAAGCGAACGAAGAUGGUUUUGAGGUGACAAAUACGGUUCUUGAAUACUUCAACGAAAAUGGCUUCAUUGUGGUUAAGGGUCUCGUAGAUUCAACUGAGGUGGCGAUGUUGAAGGAAGCCAUGGAACAGGAUCGGGAUGUCUUGUCCAACUGCUUCGAGCGCGACGAUGGUGACGGACAAAAGGUGAAGCUGUCGCUGUGGAACGAACCUGGGGAUGACAUCACGGGAUACCUGGCAAGGUCGGACAAGGUGGCCGGGACAUUUGACAAGCUGUUUGGCGGGGAAGUCUAUCACUUCCACACAAAGUUGGUACAAAAAGAAGCUUUUACGGGCGGCGCCUUCGUAUGGCAUCAAGAUUAUGGAUAUUGGUACCUCCGUGGUGUUCUUCUUCCCGACGCUGGUACCGUCUCCAUAGCAAUCGAUAGGGCGGACAACUCAAAUGGAUGUCUAAAGGUUUUACCGGGUUCCCACAAAGCCGGCCGCAUUCAGCACCAAAUUAUUGGGGAGCAAGUUGGGGCCGACCCAGACCGUAUGAAGUACCUUACAGAAAGAUUCGGUAUGGUCGACGUGGAACUGGAUCCAGGGGAUGCCCUCUUCUUCCACUGUAACCUCCUUCACAAAAGCGACCAGAACAACAGUCCCAACAGAAGAUGGGCACUGUUGUUUGCCUACAACAGGGCCAAUAACCCACCGGUAUUUGAGGAUUACCACAAGGGCUAUAAGCCUUUGAAAAGGAUCAGGAACGCCGAGAUCAAGAACUGUUCCAAGUUAUCUCAGGAAAGGGAGUAUUUGGUGGCAAGAAAGGCCGAUCACGCAAAUUUAUACGAGAACAAGUAGCGGCCAUUCGGGACGCAGGAAUACAGUCCGGGGAUUGUAAUGAGGUUAUUCGUUACUGUUGAAUUCCCUGUUCAUCUAUAAUGUUUGUUAUAACUCAAAGAGCCUCCCUUUUUAUCAGAUAUUGUUGCGUACGACUUCCAGGUAAAUUUGAUCAGACUUUCUUGAAGGUAUCGUAGCCUUCUGCAGUGUUGAAAAAUGCUACAACUGGGUUUGGGACGUUUCUGUAGGCUCUCAUCCAAUCGGAAUACAUCUGCUUAGUCCUGUAUGGAUUGGAGUCCUUUUUGAAGUUCCCCAAAUCAAAUUUGUCACAACUGUGAUUGUUUCCCUCCGAUAUGUGGCUCGUGUCAACGAUUUGUUCCAAGGGUGAGGCUGAAAAUAUUCAAUGGAUUCCAAAUUUGCAUUAUAGUGUGUUGAAGUUUAUUGGAAAAUAGUAGGUUUAAGGGAUUGUCACGUUGAUGAUAAUGUGAACAAAACACUUAAAGGACAAUUUAUAUUACUGAAGGCAUUAUUACCAAACUGUCGGCUACCAAGAUCAGAGUUAUCGUCUGCGGGAUCGUCUGUUGCUAGACUUCCCCAAAUAGAUGCAAUUUUCCAAAUCCAGCGAAGCAUCCUCGCAAACUAAUGAAGCGGUCUUAAAUAAGAUGAAGACACGGGCCCACUUACGCUAUCAAAACAAGGAAAGAAAACAGUUUACCUACCCAAAGCGAAGGAUGCUUUACCAGCUUGAAUAAUGUAGCUAAUUUCGAAAGAAUGUAAACACCAGGCCUGCAGGGGGUCCCCAACGCCACCAGUCGGGGUGCAUAUAAAACACAGGUCUGCUCCGCGGGUACGCGACCCGGAAUAUUCGAACCACGUUCAGAAACAAAGUGACCGCGCUGGAUAAACAAAAUUGGCAACAUUUAAGAGUGUUCUUAUCGUGUCGGUAUCGCACGCGGCGGAACUCGUGUUACGCUCAUCUAAAAUUGAUUUCGGGAUUUGUUUGUGUUGUUUUUGUCGGGAAAUGAGCGCGUCAGGUACUGCACAUGACGAUAAGGCUACUUCGGCUCUCCUUAUGUUGAAGGUGGUAUGCCAUGGUUGAUACAGAUGUCCGCCAUGAAAUGUUGUCAGUUCUGCUGAAGGCGGUGUUUUCGAUACCGGCGAAGUGUGCAUAUUAAACAGUGUAUCAAUACAAAUAAUGACUUUGAAAUCUAGCACAAGAUUUACAUGCAUGUAGUGUCCGAAACAAAACAAUAAACAGCAUUUCUUAAAA
Lineus longissimus is the source of this 2244-nucleotide messenger RNA. Its product is annotated as L-proline trans-4-hydroxylase-like. The record is from RefSeq and is a predicted model, not a curated record. NCBI's taxonomy places the organism in Eukaryota, Metazoa, Nemertea, Pilidiophora, Heteronemertea, Lineidae. The transcript is spliced from 7 exons. Bases 138 to 995 code for a protein of 285 amino acids.